AUGUCAACCAGUAACUACACAACUACUCCCACAAAACUUUCAUUCGCACUGCUGGCCUGUAUUUUCGCUAUCGUCCUCUUUUUGGAAUGCCAGUCCACGCUUGCCAGCAUCAAACUCUCGGGUGGCACACAAGCAUCCGAGUCAGAAUUCGCAGGAAUUGUGAGUAUCCAAUAUCAAAGUGCUGCAGACCAAGCACCUUCCCAUUUCUGUGGAGCUUCCAUUAUCAAUGCGCGAUACAUAAUAACAGCUGCUCAUUGUGUACAAGGAAUUGACUUGACAAAACUUGUGGUCAUUGCAGGUACCUCAAAUAACAAUUGUUAUAAAGACACCACUGGUCGAUGCAUUGUACGAACGGUGUCUCAAGUCGUAGCUCAUCCUAACUUUGAUGUCUACACCAUUACCAACGAUAUUGCUCUUGUUCAAUUGUCACAAGAUCUACCUCUAGUGACCAUGUCCAGCAAAGUGAAAUCUUUCAAACUUGAAUCUGCAAAAGUACCCUUCGGAGCACAACUUCAAAUUGCUGGUUGGGGUGCCACUCAAAACCAAGGCAGCAGUGUCAACAAUUUGCAAAAGGGUCAAAUUCCACUUCAACAAACCUCAGUUUGCUCUCAAAAACAAUUAACCAUUUCAGGCCCUUCUCAAAUGUGCCUUGGAGCUGGUGGUUCUGCUCAAGGAGUUGAUAUUUGUAGUGGAGAUGCAGGAAGUCCAGCAUUCUAUUUGAACAGCAAAGAUUCAAAUGCUCCAGUGUUGGUCGGAAUUGUGUCGUACGGUCCUGCUGGAUGUGGUGGAAAUAAUGUUGGUGUCUACGCCAAUGUCACCAAUUACUUGCCAUGGAUUAGAAGUGUCACGAGUGAUGUCUUAUUGAGCUCAUACACGAGCGGUAAUACACCAACUCCAACUCCAACGCCUACGCCGGCAGCAUCCCCUAGGCCAAAUACCGAUACAGAUCAAUGUACAUGUUAA
Molecule: messenger RNA, 963 nt
Organism: Naegleria lovaniensis
Lineage: Eukaryota; Heterolobosea; Eutetramitea; Acrasida; Naegleriidae
Exons: 1
Coding region: 1-963 (320 amino acids)
Biological process (GO): proteolysis
Molecular function (GO): serine-type endopeptidase activity
Source: RefSeq, a predicted model, not a curated record